Molecule: messenger RNA, 2052 nt
Organism: Electrophorus electricus (electric eel)
Lineage: Eukaryota; Metazoa; Chordata; Actinopteri; Gymnotiformes; Gymnotidae
Gene: sp9
Product: sp9 transcription factor
Biological process (GO): regulation of transcription by RNA polymerase II
Molecular function (GO): DNA-binding transcription factor activity, RNA polymerase II-specific; RNA polymerase II cis-regulatory region sequence-specific DNA binding
Source: RefSeq, a predicted model, not a curated record
AGAACGCGCUCUCUACAACUAGGUAGAGUGUGGAGCCUCAGCCAAGGGGCCAGUGAGACUUCAGUCGCGCACCGUGUCCAAGUCAAACUGGAACAUAACAUCAUUGUUGUCGUGAAAAAUCCAACGCAGAGAAGGCCUUGGCUAUGGCUACGUCUAUACUCGGGGAAGAGCCACGGUUUGGAACUACCCCUUUAGCUAUGCUGGCUGCGACAUGUAACAAAAUUGGCAACACGAGUCCUCUUACCACUUUACCCGAUUCCAGUGCGUUUUCCAAAGGUGGAUUUCAUCCGUGGAAAAGAUCGUCAUCGAGUUGUAACUUAGGAUCGAGUUUACCAGGAUUCACUGUAGCGACAAGCCGAAGUACCUCCGGACUUACGACGACAACAGGCACGGGUAACAGCGCGUUUUGCUUGGCCUCCACUUCCCCAACCUCUUCUGCUUUCUCUACCGAGUACAGUAGCUUGUUUUCCAACUCGGCGAGCGUUACAUCUCAAGAAUCCGGACAGUCAGCCUUCAUUUCCAAAGUUCACACGUCGGCAGAGACUCUGUACCCUCGAGUGGGGAUGGCACACCCGUAUGAGUCAUGGUACAAGUCCGGUUUUCAUUCCACCAUCUCGGGAGAGGUGGCCAACGGUGCGUCCUCGUGGUGGGACGUUCACACAAACCCCGGUUCGUGGCUCGAGGUCCAAAAUCCUGCUGGCACACUGCAGACGUCGUUGCACUCGGGAACUCCACAAGCCAUACACUCCCAGCUCAGUGGCUACAACCCCGACUUCUCCACUCUCACUCACUCCGCUUUCAGUUCCACUGGAAUCAGCCCAACGGCGUCCCAUCUCCUGUCAACGAGCCAGCACCUGUUGACGCAGGAGGGAUUCAAAUCUGUGAUCCCCACAUAUACGGACACUUCCGCCGCCAACGCCAUGAUAUCUGGCGCCAGUUCAGGGAUAGGGAGUUCGUCCAGGUCCUCCAGGAGAUACUCCGGCAGAGCGACAUGUGACUGUCCGAACUGUCAAGAGGCAGAGCGGCUAGGUCCCGCCGGAGCCAGCCUGCGGAGAAAAGGACUUCAUAGUUGCCACAUUCCGGGCUGCGGCAAAGUCUAUGGCAAAACGUCUCACCUCAAAGCGCACCUCAGGUGGCACACUGGUGAGAGGCCCUUUGUGUGCAAUUGGCUUUUUUGUGGUAAAAGAUUCACCAGAUCCGAUGAGCUCCAAAGGCACCUUCGCACGCACACGGGAGAGAAAAGGUUUGCUUGCCCGGUAUGCAACAAGCGUUUCAUGAGAAGCGACCAUUUGAGCAAGCACAUUAAAACGCACACCGCCGGAGGUGGCGGCAAAAAGGGAAGCGACAGCGACACCGACACCAGUAACUUGGAGACCCCUAGGUCCGAGUCCCCGGAACUCAUUUUAGAAGGUGUAAACCCAAGGGUCUCGGUCAAAGAGCAGUCUCCUCAUCAUGAGUCCUGAGGGGUCUGAACCCACAAAUCUGCGAAUGACAUAAAAGCUAUUCAUACAAAAACAAUUUCUCUCCAAAACUGGUAGGUCAUAACAAAAGGAGAAAAAAAAAAACGGGUCAGGAGUUUGACGAACUGUUUUGGUAACGGUUUAAGCAUUUUUGAAACAUGAAAACGGACGUUUUGAAAUGAAACUCGUUAAUUGGGAUAUGAUUAUUGCAACCUAAAAGGUGAUUUCUAUACUGUAUCAAAACGGUUCACAACGAUCAAUUAAAUGUAGGCAACGUGUUAUAAAAGGUAUUAUUUGGUUUGCAUCGGUGCGUAAGGAAGUGAAUCCAACUGAACAGGGCUGGGAUUUGCGAGAUGAACUGUGUACAUAUAUCGACAAAUAACAUGAUAUUUUUCCUGUAAAUGUUCAUUAUGACUGUUUUGUGGUGGAUCCUGAAAUUCAGGGAGUUUUCUUUACUUUCGACGCACUUUGUGGAUGUCAGUAUGUAUGUAACACAGCUAUUUAAAAUUCAGUUACUCCUUUCUUUACCUUGAUAAAAAAUAUAUAAAUGUUUAAUUGUAUAAAGUCUCGCGUAUAAGGCUUUCAUUUUGUA